Messenger RNA from Physella acuta, 3477 nucleotides. RefSeq lists its product as uncharacterized. The record is from RefSeq and is a predicted model, not a curated record. NCBI's taxonomy places the organism in Eukaryota, Metazoa, Mollusca, Gastropoda, Physidae.
GGAAUUUCCAAAAUGAUUUCGCCAACCGCCAUUUUGUUUCAAUACUUAUAGACAAAUGUAGACAGUCUCAUCCCACCAUUUUUCUAAACGUACCCCUCCUGAUUUGUUGGAGCACAUGAGUCCAAUUAAAAUGAGACAGGCACACCUAUCUGAUAAAAUUAAAACAGAAAUCGGACCAAGUUCACCAUAUACAAAAGAUUCUACAGACACCAAUGGUGAGAAAACAACAGAUAGCCCACCACUUUCUAAUGAAAUUGACAGCAAGUUACGUAAGACAACCAGUGAAAAAGAAACACUACGCCCACCCAAUGCAUCACCAAAUUCAAGAAACAAAGACACGAAAUCAUUCACUAAACGAACAGAAAACUGGACGAAUGGUGAAAAAACUAUCCUCCUUCGGUUGGUAAAAACGAAAAGGGAAAUCAUUGAAACAAAGCACCGAAACAAAGAUGCUAAAGAACAAAGGAACAAAGCAUGGGAUCAGAUUCUCGCGGAGCUUAAAAGCAAAUGUCCAAGAUUUGCAAAUAUCAGCACCAACUGCGUUAAAGAACAGUACCAGCGGUUGAAGAGUCAGGUUAAGAAGUAUCUAACAAAGCCAGAUGACUCUAAAACCAGUGGAGAGGCCCACAAUAACAUUGCCAUAGUGAAACUCAUGUGUGAUAUUUGUCAAGAGGAGUUUAAAGAUUUCAACCCAAUAAGGAAUGAUGAUGAGGAUGAUAAUACUAGCGAUAGAAACAAGGACAAACUUAAGAUCACUGAUGAAUUACUUGAAGAAGAAGUUUCAGUUAAUUACUUCUCUAGCAGGACUCCUGAUGAAGAAAAAGAUUUCCCAGAACCCAAUCCUAAGAAAGACCCAAGUAGAACAACAAACUACUCACCAGCAACUUUUAAAGCCUCAUCACCAGACCAUGUUAAACUGGAACCAACAAACAGCAACAGAGUCGCAGAAGAUCGGGAAAUGCGUGUACACGAUCAAAAACAAUUCAGUAAUCUACAUAAACUGGUCGUAAGUCAAAAUCCGUACAAGCUAGAAAUUGGAAAACACAAUGAUGUUCAAUCGGAAAAAGUGCUGUCUACUGAUGUAGAUGUCCAUCCCAGACAAGUAAACAGCGAUUUUAAUAGUGUUAAUUCCACUGAUACGGUCACCUUUGAACGCAACAAUGACGAAUUGAAAAACCUUAGAAGUAAACAUCAACAGUUGUAUUCGUCUGAAGUAAAGUACCCUGCUGGUAAUGUAAUAAGACGACAAAAAACCCCAUACGGUAUCAUGACGAUCUGUUCACAAGAAGAUUCACUAAUAUCAUCAUCAGACCUGUCUGAAAUUGAGAAAAGUAAUUAUGUGUUAAUGCCAUCCCGUGAUGAGUAUGUAAGAAGCCAUUCUCCUAUAGGUAACUACAACUCUGACAAUGCAGCGAGACCAUUUGAAGACGAAUACAACACAUUGGAGAAUCGUCAUCGUUUAGUUAAAUCAAAAGGUGAUUUAUCAGUCACAGAUGACGACUUACAACACACAAGUCAACCUGAUUCUACGAUUAAUAAUACAAAAGUUUUCACCCGACAAAAAAACAUCCUUCGUCCUAGUAGAUUGUUUGAACCGUAUAACCCUUUCUACUCACAUACCGAUAUAAAUCGAAAUAAAUCAAGUAUUGACUAUUCUCCUACCAAAAAACCUCGAGCACAUUCUCCCGUCUCUCCUCCGAGUUACACAAAUUAUAAAACUCAAAUUCUCUGGUCGUCGUUACAAUCCCCUGAAGAACAAUUUGACAACCCAAAGGAUAAGCAAGAUAAGACUGAAAUUAACAGCUAUUUAGGUAUUUAUUCAUAUCCUGGUAUAGAUCGGGAUAAAUCAAGCAGUGACUUUUCUCCUACCAAAAAACCUCGAGUUCAGUCCCCUGCCGAGACUCAACAAUUUUCUUCUAUGUACUACACAUUGGGUAAACCUCAGAUUUCUAGGUCAUCGUCACAGUCCUCUGAUGAACAAUUUGACAACCAAAAGGAUAAGCAAGAUACGACUGAAAUCAACAGCUGUAUAGGACCAUAUCAAGAGGACAUAGACAUUCAUAAAGAAACCGUAGAACUGAGUCCCUCUAAUACCACCAUGUCGUCCGUUCCAAGUUUAAAUCGAAAUGUAAACAAAAGAACUAAAAAUCUGAAAUGUUUUAUCAACACCAAAAGAAGAUACGAGGUGCAAGAACUUCGACUACAGAAAGAAAAACACGUCGAAGAGAUGAGAAUGGCCAGAGAAAAACAUGAGAUAGAAAUGGAAAUGUUGAGAAUAAAAAAACAGGCUCUAGAACAUCAUUUACAACAGGUGAUUAAAUCCUCAGAACAGCCGUCACAGCAUACGUCACAUAUAUCUGACGUGUUAAUAUCGGAAGAACGCCUUUCAAAACGGAUGCCAAAUACAUCGGGGAUCUUCACGACAACACAAGAAAUACUGAACGACACGAGUUGUACUCUAUACAACUUCUAGCUAGCAAGACUCAACACAAAAGUAAACGUAGUUCACUAAAGGCGUGCAUGAUUGUGCCGUUCACCUCAACGUAUUUUAUCCGUUGGUUUAAUUGAAACUUUAUGAAAUGUUUAAUAAACGUCCCUUGCACUAUGCGGUUUGAAAAAAAAGAAGUCAAUCAAUCAAUCUAAACACUACAAGAUUCGCGUAAAAAAAAAUUAAUGUACAAUUAUUGCCCAUAUGUACCGAAAGAAGAUUUAAUAUUUAUAUCAUUUAUAAAUAAUCGGAAAUCCAUUCUCCCAAAACGAAAAAAAGACAGUAUACUAAUAAGAAAGGCAAUGUAUAGUCAUAAAUAAAAUUCCUUAUCCACAUCUAGAGAUGUAUUAUUUAAACAUGUGUGAUUUGAUAAUUUAUCAAAUAGAUGUUAGGGCCUAUAUCGAUAUUUUCACAACAACAUAAUUGGGGAUUUCGGUAUUUUGUGUGACAAUGGAAGUAUUUCUGCAUUUUCAGUUCUUCUUCUUCUUCGUUCUUAAUUUUUAGUGUUGGAUGGGAUCGAGCCUUAUUUGCCAGAGGGUUUUGAACAUUUGCCGACUCGACCACACCUCCAUCACAAUUAAGGAUACGUAUCAACUGGUUAUGCGCCAUUGGGGUAAUUGACUCCGAUUUCAGCCUGCUUUUCUUUUUGGAUUUGCUUGCUAGCCUUUGUUUGAUUUUUGGUGUUGUCUCUCAUAGAAGCUAACGGGCCUCAUCUGCCCGAGGGUUCGAACUCGAGACUUUUCGGUUAAGCAACCAUGAGCUUUACCGACUCGACCACGCCGACCCCCGCAUUUUCAGUUACAUAGUUGGAUAUAUCGUUAUUUUCGAAGUCACAAAGCUAAGGGUAUAUCAGCUUUUUACGAUUUCCAGUAGCUAAGUACUCUACCUACAUUUGCGACCAAUUAAUAUUUCUUCCCCAAAACAAAUAAAAUGAUUUAGAUAAAUGUAAGUAAAGUAAGUAAAGAUUCCUCUUUAGACCUUACGAUCCA